AUGGUCAAAGACACCAAGUUCUACGACCUCCUAGGGGUGUCACCAGACUGCACCGAGGCACAACUGAAAUCAGCGUACAAGAAGGGAGCGCUCAAGUGGCAUCCUGAUAAGAAUGCCCACAACCCAGAGGCUGCCGACAAGUUCAAGGACCUCUCACACGCAUACGAGGUCCUUUCCGACCCACAAAAGCGUCAAAUAUACGACCAAUAUGGCGAGGAAGGCCUAGAGCAGGGUGGCAUGGGCGGAGGAGGCGGCAUGGCUGCUGAGGACCUGUUUGCGCAGUUCUUUGGCGGUGGUGGCGGCCCCUUUGGAGGCAUGUUCGGCGGCGGCAUGGGUGGAGGACGCGAACAAGGUCCCAAGAAGGCACGCACAAUCUCCCACGUCCACAAGGUAUCGCUCGAGGAUGUCUAUCGUGGCAAGGUUUCGAAACUUGCCCUCCAGAAAUCCGUCAUUUGCCCCAAGUGCCACGGUGUCGGUGGCAAGGAGGGUGCCGUUAAGAAGUGUGCGGGCUGCGAUGGUCGCGGUAUGAAGCACAUGAUGAGACAGAUGGGCCCUAUGAUUCAGCGUUUCCAGACCGUGUGCCCCGACUGCCAGGGAGAGGGAGAAAUCAUCCGGGACAAGGACCGAUGCAAGCAGUGCAACGGCAAGAAGACAAUCAUCGAACGCAAGGUCCUGCACGUUCACGUAGAUCGUGGUGUUAAGAGCGGGCACAAGAUCGAGUUCCGAGGCGAGGGUGACCAGCUACCUGACGUAGAACCCGGCGACGUUGUUUUCGAGAUCGAGCAGAAGCCCCACGCCCGCUUCCAGCGCAAAGACGACGAUCUCUUCUACCACACUGAGAUCGACCUACUGACUGCCCUUGCCGGUGGUCAGAUCCACAUCGAGCACCUCGACGAGCGGUGGUUAACCGUCGACAUCAUCCCUGGCGAGUGCAUCAGCCCUGGCGAAGUCAAGGUCAUCCGUGGACAGGGUAUGCCUUCGUACCGACACCACGACUUUGGUAACAUGUACAUCCAAUUUGACGUCAAGUUCCCCGAGCGACUGGGCGGCGAAGACGGCACCCCCUUGACUCCGGAGCAGAUCCGCGCCCUCGAAUCGGUCCUACCUCCCCGCAAGGUUCCUGAGUCCCUGCCUCCGCCAGACGCUAUGACGGAGGACUUUACGCUCGAAGAUGUCGACGCAUCAGGCGAGUCGGCGCGCGCACGCGGAAUGGGUGGCAUGGAUGAUGACGACGAUGAAAUGCACCCUGGCGCUGAACGAGUACAGUGCGCAUCGCAGUAA
Molecule: messenger RNA, 1281 nt
Organism: Pyrenophora tritici-repentis Pt-1C-BFP
Lineage: Eukaryota; Fungi; Ascomycota; Dothideomycetes; Pleosporales; Pleosporaceae
Product: DnaJ, DnaJ-class molecular chaperone with C-terminal Zn finger domain protein
Biological process (GO): response to heat; protein refolding
Cellular component (GO): cytoplasm; nucleus; cytosol
Molecular function (GO): ATP binding; Hsp70 protein binding
Source: RefSeq, a predicted model, not a curated record